GUCGUCCUGCCUGCGCGGCUCAUCCAACUCCAGGGCACUUACAAUGCAGGAAGGAUGGGCGCAUGCGGAACAUUAGACGGCACCGAAUUGCUUGUAGAUGCUGAUACACACAGCCUGGCUGAGAUCAAGCAGGCAAUUCAACGUUUGGAGCAGGACGGCCACGUUGUGCGAACUUCAGUAUAUGCAGCACCAGGCAGGGUAAGAAAUCACAAGUGGCGAAACUUUAUGCUGACGCCUGGCAUCAGUUUCUGCCCUGUGUCCCGCAACUCGCUUGGAGAAGCCAACGAUACAGCCAUGGUAGCCAGGGUAGCGGACAUUGCUGGCAGAUCGCAGAAAUGCCAAGUUGCCCUCAUGGUGCAAGACACGGGCUUUCUAGAAGCUGUGAAGGGCGCCCAAGUGCUGGCACUGGAAUCUUCCAGGGAUAGCAGUGCCAAAAUCAGGGCAAUUCUUCAUGCAGAUGGUACAGGCAGCGUGCAGUUCUGUGACCCCUACGCCUCUUAUGACAGCAGCCAGCAAGUUGAGGUAGUCCGCAGCUUUCUUCAGGAUUUGGCUUACGAUGACGGUGGCUACUUGGUUCACGCUGCGGCGAAGUUCUGGGUCAGAAAUAAUUUGGGGUCACUGGCAGUGUUCCCUCAGCAAUGUUCUACCUAUGCUCUAUAUGAGAUGUUACAGGAACACCCUGGGCAGCAGUCUUGGAAGCGUCAUGAAUCGAACCAUGCCUUCGUGAUCCCCAAAACCUCACCGGGCAGUAACAACACCAGCGUCAAGUUGUACGGAAGCGUAUUGGCGAGGCGCAUCUUCAGAGGAGGGGGUCCCUUCUUAUUGCCAGACUCACCGGCUUUGACCCGGAGUGUGUUGCGAAGAUUGGGAUAUUUGGACGAUGACUUGAACACAGAUGUCAGGGAGGCCAUGCUCGUUUUUGUCAACAUGAGCGACAACAAGUAUCCAGUUGGUUCAAAGUACCCCGAGUUUAUAGCCAAGGCAGAUGGUCAUCCCAUAUCGGGAUUGUGGCAGGCAGCCCCUAUGGAUGGACGGGUUCGCCAGCUCCUGGGACAGCGAAGACUGUUGGAGGAUGCAGAAAGCGCUUCAAAAUCCCAAGUUUAUGAGGCAAUGCGGAGCUACGCGCAUACUGCAAAGCUUCAACCAUCGAGGACUUACAAUGGCUAUGUUUGGAGGAUUUUGUCGCACCUUACACAAGGAGAUCCCAACCGCACUGAAGCAGUUAGCUUUCAGCUUUAA
This is a messenger RNA of Symbiodinium pilosum, 1239 nucleotides long. Lineage: Eukaryota; Dinophyceae; Suessiales; Symbiodiniaceae. The record is from the annotation of a GenBank genome assembly.